AUGAGCCAGAGGCAGGUCUUACAAGUUUUCGAGCAGUAUCAAAAAGCCCGAACUCAGUUUGUUCAAACGGUUGCUGAACUUGCUACUAGGCCACAGAACAUCGAGACCCUCCAGAAUGCAGGUGUAAUGUCUUUGCUGAGGCCUCUUCUGUUGGAUGUGGUCCCAACUAUUCAACAGACUGCUGCUUUGGCUCUUGGGAGACUUGCCAAUUAUAACGAUGACCUGGCAGAGGCGGUUGUUAAGGGAGACAUUCUUCCACAGCUUGUAUAUUCAUUGGCUGAACAGAAUCGUUUCUACAAGAAAGCAGCUGCAUUUGUGUUAAGAGCGGUUGGUAAACAUUCUCCUCAGCUAGCUCAAGCGAUAGUUGAUUGUGGAGCACUGGAUACACUUGUGAUUUGCUUGGAAGAUUUUGAUCCUGGAGUAAAGGAAGCUGCAGCCUGGGCACUUGGGUAUAUUGCCAGACAUAAUGCAGAACUGUCACAAGCUGUGGUGGAUGCAGGAGCUGUUCCUCUUUUAGUACUCUGUAUCCAGGAGCCAGAAAUUGCUUUGAAAAGGAUUGCUGCCUCAGCCCUCAGUGAUAUUUCAAAGCAUUCUCCAGAGUUAGCUCAGACAGUAGUGGAUGCGGGGGCCAUUGCUCACUUAGCUCAGAUGAUCCUGAACCCUGAUGCUAAACUGAAGCGUCAGGUGCUUUCAGCUCUCAGCCAAAUAGCAAAACAUUCUGUGGAUCUUGCAGAAAUGGGGGUUGAAGCAGAAAUUUUCCCAGUUGUACUUACAUGCCUGAAGGACUCAGAUGAAUAUGUCAAGAAAAAUGCUGCAACUUUAAUUAGAGAGAUAGCAAAGCACACGCCUGAGCUUUCACAACUUAUAGUCAAUGCAGGAGGAGUUGCUGCUGUGAUUGAUUGUAUUGGCAACUGCAAAGGAAAUGUCAGGCUGCCUGGCAUCAUGAUGCUUGGCUACGUAGCAGCUCAUUCUGAGAACCUGGCAAUGGCAGUGAUCAUCUCCAAGGGGGUGCCACAGCUGUCUAUCUGCUUGUCAGAGGAACGAGAAGAUCAUAUUAAGGCAGCGGCUGCUUGGGCCUUGGGACAGAUUGGAAGACAUACUCCAGAGCAUGCACGUGCUGUUGCUGUAACAAAUGUGUUACCAGUGCUGCUUUCCCUGUAUAUGGAAACAGAAAGCUCAGAAGAUCUUCAAGUGAAAACUAAAAAGGCCCUAAAGAACAUCUUGCAGAAAUGCACAUAUCUGCCAGCACUUGAACCCUUGCUGCAUGAUGCGCCUCCCAAUAUUCUGAAACACAUAGUUGGGCAGUUCAGUAAGGUGCUGCCGCAUGAUAGCAAAGCACGACGUCUCUUUGUAACAAGUGGUGGACUUAAAAAAGUUCAAGAGAUAAAAGCAGAGCCGGGGUCACUUCUUCAAGAGUACAUCAACACUAUUAACAACUGUUACCCAGAGGAAAUAGUAAGGUAUUAUUCUCCUGGAUAUUCUGAUGCACUUCUGGAAAGGGUGGAAAAUUAUCAACCAGUUUUAUAA
Molecule: messenger RNA, 1527 nt
Organism: Emys orbicularis (European pond turtle)
Lineage: Eukaryota; Metazoa; Chordata; Testudines; Emydidae
Gene: SPAG6
Product: sperm associated antigen 6
Exons: 11
Coding region: 1-1527 (508 amino acids)
Biological process (GO): sperm axoneme assembly; filopodium assembly; neuron projection extension
Cellular component (GO): acrosomal vesicle; sperm principal piece; axoneme
Molecular function (GO): microtubule binding
Source: RefSeq, a predicted model, not a curated record